Molecule: messenger RNA, 1458 nt
Organism: Staurois parvus
Lineage: Eukaryota; Metazoa; Chordata; Amphibia; Anura; Ranidae
Source: the annotation of a GenBank genome assembly
AUGGAAGACAAAGCCAUCGACCAAAAAAUAACUUAUGUAAUGACUAUGAUAAACCGUACAAUCCCCCAAAAGCAUACCAUGUAUUUUGAUGAAACCACCAGCGCAUUGAAGAGCACAGCAAUAAUUUUGAACUAUAAACCCUAUUAUUGUGUUGGAGACACCUUGAUUGUUCAGGUUGAGAUGUUCAAUUAUUUGGGGAAAAAGAAGACUUAUGGAGGAGACUUCUUACUGGCCCGGAUCUUUUCAGCAAAGCUUGGAGCUGGAGCUUCUGGAAGAAUUGAGGACUUCAAUAAUGGAACUUACAAUAUUUAUUUUACAUUAUUUUGGGAAGGACAAGUCGAAGUCUCCAUUCUCCUAAUGCAUCCCAGUGAAGGGGUAGCUCUAUUGUGGAAAGGGAGGAAUAUGGGAUACAAAUAUAUUGGCUACACUGGAGUGUUCAUUAAUAAAAACCAGCCGGUACAUACAGAAUGUGGAUUUUACUUGAAUUCCCAACAAGAAGAAUGUGAGUAUACAGACAGGAAAUAUGGAGAAGUUUUCCACUGUAUCAAGUUACCAGCAGUACCUUGUGAGGCUUUGACUUCAUUAAAAAGUUGGCACAGAGAUUAUACGUACCUCUCCAACGCGAACAAGACCCUAUUAUCCCUGUCCAAUAUUGGCAUAGAAAUUCCCAGUCCAGCUGGAAGAAUUGAUGUUUUUAAAAUGCAAACUUUUAUGCCUGUGACUUCAAAAUGCAAAAUUGGGACCUCUAUUCCCUUUCCUAGUGGAUACUUCCUACAGAACCAAUGGUUUCCAUCACAUUGCAAUCUUUCUUCCUUUGCGCCUUUGUUAAACAUAAAUAAAUGUUUGGCUGACAAAAUGAUAUAUUUGAUGGGCGAUUCAACACUCCGCCAAUGGAUAGAAUUCCUCUCAAGAGUCCUAAAGCAUAUGGUAUUUUUUAACACCCACAGAACCGGUUGGCACGAGACUCAUAUGGCAUUUGACAUAAAAAACAAUAUCUACAUUCAGUGGAAGAAACAUGGACAUCCAUUUGUAGCUCCGACCUUCUACAACGUCAGAGAUCACGCCUACAUCGCCAAUGAACUCGAUCGGCUUGGUGGCGGCUCCAACACAAUAGUUGUGAUAGGUAUAGGACAGCACUUACGGCCCUUUCCUUGUUCCCUUUUCAUCAAAAGACUUUUCAACAUACGAAGGGCCAUAGAGAACUUGUUUUUACGAAGUCCGGAUACAAAUGUUAUCAUAAAGUCUGAGAACACCAGAGAGUUUAACCCUGACGUAGAGCGAUUCAGUAACUUUCAUGGUUAUAUUCAGUACCUCUUAUUAAAGAGAAUUUUUAGAGGACUUAAUAUCGGGAUGAUAGAUGCUUGGGACAUGACCACAGCAUUUGACUCUAGAAACGCCCAUCCACCGGAGCUUGUUGUUGAGAGUCAGAUCAACCUGUUUUUGUCAUAUAUCUGUUAA